AUGAAACUCAGCCUUGCUUCCAUCGUAGCCCUUGCUGGCACUGUCACCGCUCAGCUCCAGCAGGUGACCAGCUUUGGCUCCAACCCAUCCGGAGCCAAGAUGUAUAUCCACAUCCCCAACAACCUGCCGGCCAACCCAGCUGUUGUCGUUGCCAUCCACCAUUGCCAAGGCACGGCCCAAUCGUAUUACCAGAGCACGCCCUAUGCGCAGCUGUCGAACCAGAAGGGCUUCAUCGUCAUAUACCCCGAGAGCCCCUACAGCGGAACCUGUUGGGACGUCAGCUCCAAGGCGACCAUGACCCACGAUGGCGGUGCCAACAGCAACAGCAUCGCCAACAUGGUUCGAUACGUCCUGACCAAAUACAAGGCCAACAAGUCCAAGGUUUUUGUGACUGGAUCCUCCUCUGGAGCCAUGAUGACUAACGUCAUGGCCGCUACCUACCCAGACCUCUUUGCGGCCGCCAUCGUCUACAACGGCGUCCCAGCUGGCUGCUUCUUCACCAACUCGGUCAACGGCUGGAACUCUCAGUGCGCUCAAGGAAACGUCAACAAGACGCCUGCCGAGUGGGCCAAGCUAGUCACCGAUGCUUUCCCGGGCUACAACGGAGCCCGCCCCAAGAUGCAGAUCUACCACGGCGGUGUCGACACCACCCUCCGACCUGCCAACUACCAGGAGACUAUCGACCAGUGGUCUGGUAUUUUCGGCUACAAUCCCACGAAGCCCCAGCAGUCCCAGAGCGGCGUUCCCCAGAGCGGCUACCGAACUGACACCUUUGGCCCUAAGCUGGUCGGUAUCUUUGCCCAGAACGUUGGCCAUACCGUGCCUGUCCGGGGCGACGAUGACAUGAAGUUCUUUGGCCUGUAA
Molecule: messenger RNA, 864 nt
Organism: Ilyonectria robusta
Lineage: Eukaryota; Fungi; Ascomycota; Sordariomycetes; Hypocreales; Nectriaceae
Product: Alpha/Beta hydrolase protein
Exons: 2
Coding region: 1-864 (287 amino acids)
Cellular component (GO): extracellular region
Molecular function (GO): hydrolase activity
Source: RefSeq, a predicted model, not a curated record